UUUUUUAGUUCGCCUUUCAGAAGUGGAGAUUUGGGAGCCAAGCCUAAAAGUAAAACGGGUGGCCCAAGCUCCCCGAAAUCAUCCUCCGUAAAUCUUAUUCAACUCCGACCUUCUUCUCUUUCUUUUCUCACCUUCCCCCCCCAGGUCCAGCAUGCCCGACAAGCGAAGGCCAUCCGAGUCGGUAUCUGGCUCAUCGCCGCAUGCAAAACGCCCCCGCGCCUCCUACGCUGACUAUGACGAGGAGGACAUGCCACCCGCCGUGACUCCGUACGAGCGCCCGCGCAACCACCCGGUAUACGGACAGAAGAGCGCCUUUCCGGGGCUCGACACCGCCGGAGAUGAUGAAUUAUUCUACGGUCCCGCAGAAGACGGAUUGGAGUAUCUUCGCAUGGUCCGAUCCGAAGCCAACUCAUUACCUUUCCUUUUCAACGCUCCUAAGCCUACAAAGUCGACCGACGAACCAACGAUAACGAACGCCGAAACCGAAGAAAAACCAAGCGAGGGAAUCGUGGAAAAGAAAGAGACUAUCGUCGAGGGUGUUUACGUUGAUGGUGUCUAUGCCGCGUCCGCAUCGAUCACGACCGGUGCGACAGGUCACUUAGACAUCGCCCAGACGACAUACUCGGACGCGCAAGCUAGCUAUUACAAUCUUCUACGCCACCGAUUUCUUCUCCUUCGAUCCAUUCUGAAGUGCUCACCCCCGUCGACUGCGAUUGCCGCGCUGGACGAUACCCACCCGAUCAGCCUUCCGCGACACUCGAAGAGCGCGUGCAGGGAAUGGCGGCGUUUAUUGCUAGCAGUGGACCCUCAGACGGUGCAGCUGGCAUGUAUGGAUAUGGAUAGUGUCCUGGGAGUGCUGGGGAUCAUGGCGCGCCUGAUGUCCGAAAACGUACGCAGCGGUGAUGCAGAGCGCAUCCGACGGAUUGGGGCCUGGGCCUGGGGCUUGCUGAGCAGGUGUCGCGAUGUCGGACAACUGGGAACGGACGAAGUAGGCGAGAUUCGCGAGCUGGGAAAGCGCGCCGUAAAGAUUCUGCGGAAGAUGAAGGAGGAGGACGAGAAGAAUAAUCGAUCGGUCGCCGAGAGUGGAGGGGACGCAUCCGACGAUGAGUUUAACGAGGAUGACCAAGCAGACGAACAGGGCCAUGUGCAGGGAUCCGAGGACCAGCCUACAGCUGCCAGUGAUCCUUCAGCGGAGGCUCCUGAUCAGGACAUGCCCGAUGCGGAGGAAGGCCCAUCUACCGACGAACUAGAGCAGGCGAAAGCUCAACUUCAAGCGAAGAUACAAAGCAAUGAGGACGAACCGCAGGCGAUUGAGCCAGAGACAUCAGAACCAGAGCCAAGCGCCGAAGACCCUACCCUCGAAGCAUCCAUGCAGACUCGCGCUAUGCUGGACAUGAUCAUCACCGUGAUAGGCGAAUUUUACGGACAGCGAGAUUUGCUGGAGGCACGGGAGCUGUGGAUGGGGCCAUCGGGGGACGAGUUGGCAGAAUAGUUGUCAUAUCAUCGGAAAUUUCUUAUCUGUCUUGCUUGGAGCUUACGAGGCCAGAUUAGUUGAUAAUAUUGAUACCCUUUUCCGAAUAAUAAUUGUGAAUUUGCCUGGCGCGCCCCAGCUUCUGCAAUAUUUUAUAAAGCCAAUCGAGUGAUAAUUGCCUUGGACAAGUCCUAUGAGCCAAGGCUCAGGAAAAACAGAAAGUGAUGCCUGAUAAUCAUCUUUCUGCCUGGAGAUCUCUUGCGUCAUUGUUUGGGGAGCCUUAGCGCCUGGCUUAUCUUAUCGGCAUCAGUUGAGCCGGUCAC
Messenger RNA from Aspergillus melleus, 1794 nucleotides. RefSeq lists its product as uncharacterized. Gene Ontology annotation, cellular component: nucleus; SMN complex. Gene Ontology annotation, biological process: spliceosomal snRNP assembly. The record is from RefSeq and is a predicted model, not a curated record. The transcript has 2 exons. NCBI's taxonomy places the organism in Eukaryota, Fungi, Ascomycota, Eurotiomycetes, Eurotiales, Aspergillaceae. The coding region runs from base 152 to 1492 and encodes 446 amino acids.